AUGGAGGACGACUUGCUAAGUAUUGCAAAACCAAUUGUUUAUGAUGAAUCCAUUGCUCAUUAUGAAGUCCAUGCUCAUUUACCAUAUGCUUCAUCAACAUUCAAUAAUAGUGAUGAAAUUCGAAUUGCUGUUCAAAAUCAAGACCACUGUCUUUUACCAGGAAAAAGCUCACUUCAUAUACAAGGAAAAUUAACAAAAGAAAAUGGGACACCAGUCACCAAUACUAGGCUUAUCAUGAACGCCAUCUGUCAUUUAUUUGAGGAAGCUCGUUAUGAGCUAAAUGCUGUGGAAAUUGAUAAAAACAAAAAUGUCGAAAAUGCAGGUUGGUUUCCCACAUGUGAUGCAAAUACUCCAUUAGCUGAUAAUAAUGGUAAUUUUGAUAUUUCAAUUCCACUAAGCGUUAUUUUUGGUUUUGCUGAGGAUUAUCAAAAAAUUAUUGUAAACGCGAGACAUGAAUUAAUUUUAACAAGAUCGAGAAAUGAUGUUAAUGCAAUUUUGCAAACUGCUGAGGAACUUGUGAAAAUUUCCAUUGAUAAAAUUGAAUGGUUGUUACCUAAUGUACGCUUAUCUGAUGCACGAAAAUUCAAAUUGCUAAAAUACAUUGAAAAAGAUCCACUAAUUCCAAUUAGUUUUCAAACCUGGGAAUUAUAUGAAUAUCCUCUGCUACCAACAACCGCGAAUCAUGUGUGGACUGUUAAAACAUCAACGCAAUUAGAAAAACCUCGUUUUGUAAUUCUAGGCUUUCAAACAAACCGAAAAAAUGUAACAACGCGAAAUGCUAGUCACUUUGAUCAUUGUAGAAUUACAAAUGUUAAAUUAUUUUUAAACAAUCAGUGCUAUCCAUAUGGUAAUCUUAACCUUGAUUUAGAUAAAAAACAUUAUGCUGUACUGUAUGAAAUGUAUACAAACUUUCAAGCUAGUUACUAUGAUAAAGAAUGUCAACCAUAUUUAACGAAAGGUGAAUUUCUCGAUUUUGCACCAUUAAUAGUAAUUGACUGUUCAAAGCAAAAUGAAUCUCUAAAAUACGGCCCUGUUGACAUUCGACUUGAAUUUGAAGCGAAAGAAAAUUUUCCUAAUCAAACAUCUGCAUAUUGUCUCAUUUUGCAUGACAGAGUAGUAGAGUACAGACCAAUCAGUGGUGGAGUAAAAAAAAUCAUUUAA
Messenger RNA from Leptopilina heterotoma, 1161 nucleotides. RefSeq lists its product as uncharacterized. The record is from RefSeq and is a predicted model, not a curated record. Bases 1 to 1161 code for a protein of 386 amino acids. Lineage: Eukaryota; Metazoa; Arthropoda; Insecta; Hymenoptera; Figitidae. The transcript is spliced from 2 exons.